Molecule: messenger RNA, 735 nt
Organism: Penicillium daleae
Lineage: Eukaryota; Fungi; Ascomycota; Eurotiomycetes; Eurotiales; Aspergillaceae
Product: Yae1 family protein
Exons: 1
Coding region: 1-735 (244 amino acids)
Source: RefSeq, a predicted model, not a curated record
AUGAGCUCUACACACAGUGCUGCAUACCCCGCAGUCGACAAUUCGCUAGACGACAUCUUUGGCUCUUCACCACCACCAGAGACCCAAGAGAUGCCGUCCGAUCUGCAAAAUGACCGUACUUCUACGACUGAACCUUCCGAUCUGCCUUCUCUACGUCGCCAACACGUUACCGCGGGGUACCGCGACGGAGUCUCGACAUCGAAAGGCGAACACGUCCAACGCGGCUUCGAUGCGGGAUUCCCCGUCGGAGCGCAAUUGGGUAUGAGGGCUGGAACUAUACUGGGUAUUCUGGAGGGAAUUACGAGAGGACUUGAGGACCGAUCUGUUUCGGGCGUGGUUAAGAAACCCGUCGUGCGGGGAGUGUCCGGGCCAUCGGCGCAGCGGUCGGACGAGGCGCGUUCGGCAGAGGCGGCAGAGUCGCGACGCCUGCUAAGAGAGAAGACUCUUAAGAUAUAUUUGGAGGCCUCCAAAGCACUGGAUGUGCAGGCAGUCUUCGCUGGCUCCAACGUAGAGGCUGGCUCGGGGUCCUCGGCGCAAAAUGCAACGGAUCGGCACGCAGGGGAACCUGCGGAAGCUCAACUUGGACGAAAGGGCGAGGCAGUGAUCUCGAAGUGGGAGGAUAAGGUGGCAGUACCGCAAUGGGAGAAGAACAUGGAGGCUCUUGAGAUGAAAGAGAGCCAGGGAGACAACGAAGGGGACAAAGCUGCAAUGGCCGAGCAGAGAAGGUUGAACUAA